UCGGGCACCGUGCGAUACACCGAUGGAUUCAUUACAACUUCUUCUGUUGAGAUGCCAAGUAUAAUAAUAAAGUUCAUAAAGUCUCAACAAACAAAUAAUGUUGACUCCUUUAAUGGAGAAAUCAGAAUGAUGGCAGUUGAAUGGGACAGUGUUGCAAAAUAUAAUGGAAAUGCUUCCAUCAAUGCUACAUUUCAAGCUGUUCUCGUCACAAAU
Geodia barretti is the source of this 213-nucleotide messenger RNA. NCBI's taxonomy places the organism in Eukaryota, Metazoa, Porifera, Demospongiae, Tetractinellida, Geodiidae. The record is from the annotation of a GenBank genome assembly.